Ustilago hordei is the source of this 630-nucleotide messenger RNA. RefSeq lists its product as uncharacterized. The transcript has a single exon. The coding region runs from base 1 to 630 and encodes 209 amino acids. The record is from RefSeq and is a predicted model, not a curated record. NCBI's taxonomy places the organism in Eukaryota, Fungi, Basidiomycota, Ustilaginomycetes, Ustilaginales, Ustilaginaceae.
AUGACUCACACCCUGCUGAAGGCACCCCCAGAUUCAAAGGUCAAUGAGAAGCUGAAGAACAGGUACCCAACACUUGUAGGAAAACUACUAUGGAUUGCAAAUAUGGUCAGACUGGAUAUAUCUUUCACCAUCAAUGCCCUGGCACACCACAUGUUCAGACCCAUGGAAGAGGCAAUGAAAGCAGUGCUCCAGGUCAUCUUGUACCUCAAUCAGACACAGAAUGAGGUUCUGAGACUUGGUGGUGGGGAUGGGAAUGAACCUGCCAUCACCACAUACAUGGACUCAAACUGGGCCUUGGACCUGAAUACAGACAGGAGGAGCACAUCCAGCUCAAUUGUGAAGGUCUUUGACAGUGUGGUAACCUGGAACUUACAUAUCCAGAAGUGCAUCUUGGAAUCAGCAGUCAAAGUAGAAUAUGUCACAGGAUUGACCACCACACAUGAAGCUCUUUUCCACCAGCAUUUACUUUGCAGGCUCAGUUUCAGAGACCACAUAUCACUUAUACUCACAGACAAUACUGGGUGCAUACAAGUGGCAAAAGAUCAGGUCCUUCAUUCCAGACUCAAGCACAUUGAUACAAAAUACCACCUCAUUCGAAACCACGUUUUGGAAGGUGACAUCAUUCUAUGA